GGCAACGCAGUAGAAAGAAUACAAGAUAUGAAAUGAAUGAGUAUUGACGUGAAUGCGUGUGGAUGAGUAAGAGACAAAGAUAGAUACUAAAACAAUAUGGCAGACUAGACAAACAGUUUUGUAUUUUGUAGAAUGAUUUUUAUCAGUUUCAACUAGAAUAAAGUUUUACAUACACAAUUAUGUGGGUUUAUAAUUAUUUAUAAUGGGAAAUUGUCUACGAAGUAUAUACAAUAUAUACUCGAGAAAAAGGCUUAUUCGAAAGAAUAUUGUUUUAUUAAUGACUGGCCUAGAUAAUGCAGGAAAAACAUCAGUUCUCAACUGUAUUUCUCAUGAUUUUGAUGAGGGAGUUAUAUCAACAAUGGGAUUCCGGGUAGUUCAAUUGAAACAUAAAUGUCACUCAAUAAAAGUUUAUGAUGUUGGUGGAGCUAAGCAAAUAAGAGCAAUAUGGAAAAAAUACUUCAACGACAUACAUGGUCUAAUUUAUGUGGUGGACGCCAGCGAUAUUUCACGAUUAAAUGAAAAUAGAAUAGUAUUUGGCGAAUUAACAUCGCAUGAACAUAUUGCAGGAAAACCAAUAUUAUUAUUAGCAAAUAAACAAGAUGUAAUUGGAGCAAUUGACGAGUUGGAUCUAGUGGAAAAUCUAGAUGUUGAAAAAGCAGUGAAUUCAAUGCGAUGUCCAACAAGAGUAGAAACUUGUGCCUGUGUAUUUAAUGAGAAAAAUUUCAAGCCGAACACUCAGGGAAUUACUGAUGGAUAUAAAUGGUUAUUGGAUACAAUUAUCAAAAAUUAUGCAACACUAGAUGAACGAAUAAAUACAUCUCAACCUACUAUUUCUGUUGUAAAUAAUCAUUCAUGUAGUCGCUCAAAAAGGCCAUCGAUAUCAUCUAUAGCUCUAUCACAUAUAUCUACACAUUCAAAUCCUUUCAAACCAAUUAAUGAGUUAGUCAUGAUUAGUGGAAAAAAUUCAGCAGUCAAAAAUAAUCAUGUUGAAGAUAGAAGAGAAUCGUCAGUAAAAAGUUUUCUAGUCAGAAAUAAAACUGCACCAAUGUCUGAUAAUAUGAUGAUUCCUAGGAGUGACAGCAUAGAAUAUUUUAAUGAGAAUGAAAGUAAUGACGAAGUCGCAUUUGUAACAUUGGAUCCAUUAAAUUUGAUAUCAAAAAGAAUGAAAGAUCAAUCAAGAGCAGUACGACCAUUUACUGCACCAGUAUUAUCACGAAAUGUAAAUACAUUUAUUAUACCAAAUAUACCCGGACAAGUGCCUCUCUAAUGAUAACUUAAGUUAUUUUUAAUUUUAUUAUGAAUUUUGUACCUGUAUCAAAAAUUCAUUAAUAACGACUUAUCAUAAGUACUUAAAAAAUAAAAAUAUCUUCCAUAU
Messenger RNA from Chelonus insularis, 1375 nucleotides. RefSeq names its product ADP-ribosylation factor-like protein 13B. The transcript has 7 exons. The coding region runs from base 203 to 1267 and encodes 354 amino acids. Gene Ontology annotation, biological process: non-motile cilium assembly; receptor localization to non-motile cilium. The record is from RefSeq and is a predicted model, not a curated record. Lineage: Eukaryota; Metazoa; Arthropoda; Insecta; Hymenoptera; Braconidae. Gene Ontology annotation, molecular function: GTPase activity; GTP binding. Gene Ontology annotation, cellular component: non-motile cilium; ciliary membrane.